AUGCGCCAACGGGAAAGGAAUGUACAUUGUGAGACUCCGAAGCCUAUAGCAUGUGAAAAUAACUAUCCUCCAAUCAAAGUGUAUGACGAAUCUGGAUGCUGUUUCCACUAUGAGUGUCAAUGUAUCUGCUAUGGUUGGGGAGACCCUCACUAUGUCACCUUUGAUGGAACAUACUAUGGCUUCCAAGGAAAUUGUUCUUAUGUCUUGGUCAAAGAAAUCCUGCCAAAGUACAACUUCAGUGUUGUAAUCGACAAUUACUAUUGUGAUGCCCCAGAUGCCCCAGAUGGACUUUCCUGUCCUCAGUCUCUGACAAUUUAUUAUCAAUCUUACGAGAUAUUCAUGACCAAGAAGGACGUUGAUGGAGUUUUCACAAGUCUGAUUUAUGUAAACCAGCAACGCAUCAUCCCAGCAUAUGAGACCAAGGACUUCCGCAUCACAGACAACGGAAUUGAGACUCUUUUAGUCAUACCAGCAAUUAAUGCCAAGGUGUCUUUCACUGGUCUUAUGUUUAGCAUAUACCUGCCCUGGGACAAGUUCAGUGGCAAUACUGAGGGACAGUGUGGUACAUGUGACAACAACCGGACAGAUGACUGCCGCUUGCCAAAUGGGACUAUCGAUUCAUCUUGUCCAGACAUGGCACACCAAUGGCAUGUUGCUGACCACAAUAACAUGUGGAUGCGCAAACCCAUCUACAUAUCAUUGAGUGUCAUCCUACUGAAUGUGACACUCACUGCCAGCAGGGCUAUGAUCAUCAAGCCGUUCCUGGGCAGUGUUGUGGGAAGUGUGUACAGACAAGCUCCUGGUUCCGUCUGGAUACCAUCUGGAGACAAGUGUCUCAAGUAUGAGUGCGUAAAGAUUAUGGACCAACUCAUCCCAAUCGAGGCUAAGACUGUGUGCCCUGACUUCUACCCAGAAGACUGCGUACCCGGAACUGAAGUCAUUGCUCCAGAUGGUUGCUGCCGUGUCUGUAUUCCAAUAACUAAGCCAUGCAACGUGACAAAGAGCAAAGUGUACGUGGACAGCAAUGGCUGCAAGUCUGCAAACAAGGUGGAAGUGACAACAUGCGGUGGAUCCUGUGUCACCUAUGUCAUGUAUUCUCUUGAGGCCAACAUGAUGGAGCGCUCUUGUACCUGCUGUCGGGAAGAAUCCACCACCAAGAAGGAAGUAGAGAUGAUCUGCCCAGACGGGUCAAAGUUCAACCAUUCCUACAUCGACAUCAAUAAAUGUGGCUGCCAGAGGACAGAGUGCGUGACCCCGGAGGCGACCCAGGUCACAAGGUCACGACGCAGGAGAAGAUGA
Messenger RNA from Salvelinus namaycush (lake trout), 1299 nucleotides. Its product is annotated as intestinal mucin-like protein. Bases 1 to 1299 code for a protein of 432 amino acids. The transcript has 10 exons. The record is from RefSeq and is a predicted model, not a curated record. NCBI's taxonomy places the organism in Eukaryota, Metazoa, Chordata, Actinopteri, Salmoniformes, Salmonidae. Gene Ontology annotation, cellular component: extracellular matrix.